CAGAAACCACACCGCCGCAGCAGGCUGGGGUAUCCCGUGGCUCUCCUAGUGGCGACCAUGGCCCACACCACACACCUAAUCGUUUUCCAGCCACAGGACUUGACCACCAGGACAACUCCACCGCAACAACCGCAGCAGCAGCAGCAGCAGCAACAUCCGAUGUUGAAACCGCAGCCACUUCAACACCAAGUUCCAAGGACGAUGGCGAUGCUGAGCAGAUGCUGCCACAGAUUCCGUCGUAUAUCCGCACAACCGCCAUGUUCUUCUGCAUAGUCAUCAUGCUGCUGGGCGUGGUGGGCAAUGUGAUGGUGCCCAUCGUGAUUGUGAAGACGAAGGACAUGCGCAACUCGACGAACAUCUUCCUCACCAACCUGAGCAUCGCGGACCUUCUGGUGCUGUUGGUCUGCACACCCACCGUCCUCGUGGAGGUCAACACUCGCCCAGAGACCUGGGUACUCGGCCACGAGAUGUGCAAGGCUGUGCCGUUCGUGGAGCUCACAGUGGCCCACGCCAGUGUGCUGACCAUCCUGGCCAUCUCGUUUGAACGCUAUUACGCAAUCUGCGAGCCAUUAAAGGCCGGCUACGUCUGCACCAAGGGGCGGGCCAUCCUCAUCUGCGUCCUGGCCUGGGGCAUUGCUGCACUCUUUACGAGCCCCAUUCUGUGGGUGGCCGAGUACAAGCUGGCCGAGUACAUUGAUGGAUCGUCGGUUGCCGUGUGCCUGACCCAGGCCAUCACCGACUGGACGCUGGCCUUCUUCCUGAUGACCAUCUCAGUGUUCUUCGUGGUGCCGUUCGUGACCCUGGUGGUGCUGUACGGUAUUAUCGCCCGAAAUCUGGUCUCCAACCGGGCGGCCAUGUUGCGCGCCCGCCCCACGAAGCCUGAACUUAGUCUAAAGGCACGCAAGCAGGUGGUCCUAAUGCUCGGCGCCGUGGUGCUGUCCUUCUUCGUCUGCCUGCUGCCCUUCCGCGUGCUCACCCUGUGGAUCAUCCUCAGCACGGACCAAACGCUACACGAUCUGGGAUUGGUGCGCUACUACAGCCUGCUCUACUUCUGUAGAAUUAUGCUGUACCUCAACUCAGCCAUGAACCCGAUUCUAUACAACCUGAUGUCGACCAAGUUUCGAAGGGGCUUCAAGCGGCUUUGCCAAGACGCUGGGCGAUUACUGCUGGAGCUGGUCACGUUGGGAAGCAGGAAGGAGAACUCCUCUCGCGGACGCAGAGGCACCUUGUCGCUGGGCAUGGGCACUAAUACGAACACGAAUACCAGCUCCUCAAAUGCCAUGGCGGCCACGAGUUCCAGCAUUCUGUCGAGAAGCUCCAAUCGCAGGUGUAGCGAGGAUAUAAGUCGCACCCGCCUUAAAAUCGAGAUGCAGAUUCCAUGUGGCUGUGAUCUGGAGGCCAUGGCCAUGCUGCAGCAUUCAACCUUGGGCAAGGGAAUGGCCAGGAGAGUGAGUGACAGCCGGCUCCUGCCUGUGAGAAACCAUCAGCUACGACGCCACAAGCCGCAAAAAAGUUUCGAUGAGGAGGAACUGCAGGAGGAUAAACUUAGCGAAGGGAAAAUCCCACCAAAGGGUCGGAAAAAUCUCCCCAAAAUACCAGGAGAAAUAGUAAAUCUUCCCGAAAAUCUCCUCUAAGCGAGAUGGGCGUGAAAAAUCGCCACUAACCCGUUUACACACUCGCUUCACUUGGCCGGAAUGUGCCGAUGAUGCUGAUCCCGAUUUCUAUUCCCGUUCCUGGUAAACACAAAUCGCUUCCUGAACGCUUUUGGCAGGCAUAAUCGAUUUCAGUCACCCGCUGACAGCUGCCGAGAAUCCCGAAUCAAAGCUGGGCUGCCGCCUUGGACAUUUCCGUACCAAAAACAAUCAAUUUUUCGGGCUAUUAAACUCGAAUGAAUGUGCCAAAGAUAAAUAACAGCAACGACAGCCGAACAGCACUACAACUACCACUACUGGUCAGGGUUAGGAGUCCAGAUAGGGACUGGCACUAAGGGGUAAGCCAUUAGGCGGCCUUCGAGGAGCAAUGGAAGGCAAAUGGAAAUGGCUUAAUAUGAGUUUGGGCGAACCAUCAGGUCGGCGUAUAAACAUGAUUUAGGUGCAUUGAAAUAGUUUCCGUAAGCCGGACCGGACAAAAUGGCCGCUAUUACACGGGCGGCCAUCACCGGAAGUCGAAAAACUGUUGCCUACUUGGCGGCGGCUCAGAUAAAAAGCUUAGCUCAAUAUGCACACAAUGUCCACAUGUAACACAGCUGUAUAUACACCAUACACUCACACGUACACAUAGCCAAAUAUUAAUAUAUAUAUAUAUUUGUCCGAACAUAUUAAUAUACAUACAUACAUACAUACAUACUCUGCUUAUAAAUACAAGGAACCACACGCACACACACACACGAGAGUUUGUAAGUAAAUAAAUUUUUUAUGACAAGUCAUGGCGGGUUUUUCCCACAUUACCCCUCCCAAUCGGAA
Drosophila yakuba is the source of this 2462-nucleotide messenger RNA. RefSeq names its product growth hormone secretagogue receptor type 1 (gene ETHR). Bases 219 to 1634 code for a protein of 471 amino acids. Gene Ontology annotation, biological process: G protein-coupled receptor signaling pathway. Gene Ontology annotation, molecular function: thyrotropin-releasing hormone receptor activity. Lineage: Eukaryota; Metazoa; Arthropoda; Insecta; Diptera; Drosophilidae. The transcript is spliced from 4 exons. The record is from RefSeq and is a predicted model, not a curated record. Gene Ontology annotation, cellular component: plasma membrane.